Lampris incognitus (smalleye Pacific opah) is the source of this 1602-nucleotide messenger RNA. It is a transcript of the gene srprb, whose product is annotated as SRP receptor subunit beta. Gene Ontology annotation, cellular component: signal recognition particle receptor complex. Lineage: Eukaryota; Metazoa; Chordata; Actinopteri; Lampriformes; Lampridae. Gene Ontology annotation, biological process: protein targeting to ER. The transcript has 7 exons. The record is from RefSeq and is a predicted model, not a curated record. Bases 28 to 840 code for a protein of 270 amino acids.
CGGAGGUUUGAGGCGGACGGUAGAACAAUGGAUACCACCGUGGAGGAGAAAACAGGCGGGGAGAUGGCAGGAAACCCGCUGGAGCCUUACAUAGAAUACCUGCGGCAGGAGCUCGAAAACCAAGAUCCCGUCUACAUAAUCGGAGCUGUUGUCGCGUUUGCUGUUGUUCUCAUCACCUUUGUUUUUCUGAAGUACUUCCUCACCAGUAAGACUGUACGGAGUGCCGUACUGCUGGUCGGAUUGUGCGACUCAGGAAAAACCCUCCUCUUCAGCCGGCUGCUAUCAGGAAAGUACAAAAGGACACAAACCUCCAUCACUGACAGCAGUGCCCCAUACAGAGCUAAAAACGACAGGGGUACCACCUGGACCCUGAUAGAUCUGCCAGGUCAUGACAGUCUUCGUGCACAGUACAUGGAGAAGUUCAAGUCUGCUGCCAGAGCCAUUGUGUUUGUGGUGGACAGUGCUCUCUUUCAGAAGGAAGUGAGAGAUGUGGCCGAGUUCCUUUACUUUUUGCUGACGGACAUUGUGAUCUCAAGGAAUGCGCCAGCGCUGUUGGUGGCAUGCAACAAGCAAGAUAUCACCAUGGCAAAAUCAGCCAAACUGAUUCAGCAACAGCUGGAGAAGGAACUGAACACAUUGAGAGUGACCCGCUCAGCAGCUUUGAGUUCUCAGGAUGGAUCUGUGGGUGGCAGUGUGCACUUGGGGAAGAAAGGCAAAGACUUCGAGUUUAGCCAGCUCCCCAUGAAAGUCGAGUUCCUGGAGUGUAGUGCCCGCGGCAGCAAGGGUGAUGAAGGGGAUGCAGAUAUGGAGAGCCUAGAGAAGAGCCUGGCUAAGCUGUAAAAUCAGCCCCUGACAUUCUCGGUGCAGACUUCAGAAACAGGAAAAGUUGAACUUCUCCCGCACCUUCCAGCUCGGUAAUCAAGAGGAGGUGACCACGAUCGUACCUCAGUGGAGUGAAUGUGGGUACCAACCAACCCUGUGUGAUAGGUUUAUUUGAAUCAUCAGACAAUCCAAUUUGUUUUAAUUCUGUCAAAAUAAAAGGACAUUAAAAGGUGGAAGAAUCGGGAAUGCAGAUAUCGGUUCCUUUCUUCAUCAGUGGAUUUUUAUGGGGAAGGCAAAUGUGACUGUGACAGUAGGUUUCAUUUUCCUUUUUUUAAUGCAUGCUCAAUCCAGGUAAGGAAAUCACAGAAAGGUGAAUCGGUUCAUCUGGACACCGUGUUUAUUAAGAGAAAUUUUUCAUUGCUCAUCUAAAUGACCCAAGAUACAUAAACAGAUGUUAUAGGUCACUGAGUUAAUCAUACAAACAAUAGGCCAUAAUGGCACAUCCUAAGUUUCUUGCAUCUAUUCUUAAAGAGAUACUUGCAUCAAACUCCGACUUUACUGUUGUUAAUCGGUGUAAGGAGUGUGGAUGUGAUCGAUAAGACAAAUUGUAGCCCUAAAAUCACAUUUAUGGCCAGAUGAGAGAUAUCGGCAGCCGAGUAACUGAUUUCCAGUUGGCGAAAAUUUGGUAACUUGCCGCGUCACGAAUUACCAUUAGCAUAGACGGCGUGUCCAUAGCGGGACGCUAUAAAAGCAGAGAGACCCCCCCCCCCCCGCUUCCUU